UCAUUGAUUCGACUGCGGAAUGAGUUAUUUUGGGUUGAUUCUGGCAUGGAAAAAUUUUAGUUCUGCAGUAGUUUUAUAGAUUAUUGAAUUGUCCAAUAUUUGUGCCGGUGAACUAUACAAGGAAUCGGACGAGUUGAAAUUGUAACUGGAAGCGUUUAAUAUCAUCAACUUCGAAGCCGGCUCACAUCGAAUCAAUCGUCUUCCAAAUCCAUUCUCUAGGUGAUAUAAAAUCAAUUGGGUUGUUUCCUUCACAAAAUGGCCGAUCAGGACGCAAACGGGUACAACGAUGAGGCAAGUGAUUUCAAACGUAAGAAUAAUAGCAAAACUAUGGACGACACGGAUGAUGUGGACGACGAGCGAGAUAACCCGCAGAACCAGAAAGCCCAAGAAUACAUCAAGGGAAUGAUUGCGGAGCGUAUUGCCAUCGAAAAGAAAUAUCCGAUUGCGGACCGGCUGCUUGAAGUUGAAAUUGAAAACGUUCAGAAAACGGGUAAGCCGCCAGCCCGUCGCUACAUUGAUAUCUACCGUGAGAAACACAUUAAAGUUACCGUGAAAGUUUUAGUUCCGAUCAGAGAACAUCCACGGUUUAACUUUGUUGGUAAACUACUCGGCCCGAAAGGAAACACGUUAAAGCGGUUACAGGAGGACACACUGUGCAAAAUGGCAAUUCUUGGACGAGGUUCAAUGAAGGAUCGUAAAAAAGAGGAGGAACUGCGUAGUGCGAUGGAUCCCAAGUAUGCCCAUCUCAAUGAUGAUCUGCACGUCGAGGUGAACGCAAAUGGCCCACCAGCAGAGGUACAUGCUCGGAUUGCCUACGCCUUGGCGGAACUGCGCAAAUAUCUGAUCCCGGACAGCAACGACUUCAUCCGCCAGGAGCAGAUGCGUGAACUGAUGGAAGAUACAGAAGCUGAAAUACCACCAAAAAAGACGUUCAAAAAACCGAUGAUGCAAAUGGAGGCACCACCGCCACCAACGAUGUCCGCAGCGCGACCCCUACCUGCCCCGAAAAAGGUUCUUUCCAUUUUGGACAAAGCACGGGCCGCCAUGGAAGACACGCACGCACCGAGGCCCGUCGCUACCCAACAUUACGAAGAACCGGUUUACGAGAGUUAUGAGCCAGGUUAUACGUAUCACCAACCCGGUCCGCCGGCACCUCGCCCGAAAUAUGUUCCGGAAACACCGGAAUACGAACAAGAGUACCGCCGUGAGUACUAUCGAGAACCGGCACCCUAUGCAGCUGCACCGAAACCGGUUCCCACCACCGCUGGUGCUCGCCCCUGGAAACCGUCAUCAUAUGCAAUGCCACCGCGUGAUGGCCAUGCCGAGGAGAUCCCGAUCAAACAUGGCACCCGCGAAGCCGUCCCCCGGUAUCGCCACGCCCCGUACGGUCGACCCCAGAAGUAAACCAGUAAACUGCUUUUCUUAUAGCAAGACUAUUGCCAAUUUCCGACGACGACGACGACUGUUGGGAUUUUGGUACAAUUUGAUUGAUUGCUUGGCAAAAAAAAACUACGGCGAAUUAAGGCAGAAACAAGCAACGGGUGCCGAAAACGAAAAAAAAACUAAAAUAAACGCGAAACUGGAGAAGGAGAUUUCACAUUCAACAACUUUAACUCAACAAUUAAACGAGAAAAAAAGGAAAACAAGAUGACGGUUAAACAAACUAAACUUUUGGGUGAAAUUUGAACAUUUAAAAAUAUUGCAACAACAGCCCAGAAAUAAUAUCACAAUAACACUCCACGAGCAAAGUGGUUUUAAUAUGAAUAAGCAUUUUAAAAAGUAUCCUGAAAACAACAAAUAACAAAAAAAAAACAGUGCUCUAUACCCCAAAAAUAAAUAAACGGUGUAAUAAUUGUUGCUAUAAAAUAUUCGAGCACAAACAAUUGUCUUUAAAUCCAGCAAAAAUAUAUUCAAUAAACGUAUAAAACAAACAUUAAAUGCUAAUAAUAAAAUAUUGCUCUAUCAACAGAAAAGCUAAGUAUUAGUGGAAGCAUUUAGUUUAGUCUCACGAAAACUUAUCCGAUUUAUUACAUAAUGCAAAUCAUGAAAAAAAAUUGUGUAUUAAAAAACUUAAUUAGGUUCAUUUGAAUUAUGCUCCAAAAAUAUGAUUAACCAGUAAAAAAAGAAACAAACCAAAUUCUGUAUUUUUGUCACAGUUGAAAUGAUCCAAAUAGUGUGUACUUCUUCUAUGCAAUCUUGUCAAAAAUAAAAGAUAUAAUAAUCGGAAAAAAAUAAUAAAUAAACAAUUGAGCAAGCUGUGCAACAGACUAGCAUACAAUUUAGAUACUCGUCGGCAGAAAUAUAAACUAUAAAUCAACUGAAAUAAUAACAUUGAAUGAGAAAACAAAACAAAGAAAAAAAGUAUGAUGAUAAAUCAAAUGUGUUUAAAAUAUUUCUCAGCUAUUAAAUAAUCGCAAAGUUCUGUAAAACUAACAUGUAACAUGUAAUAAUAAUACGGAUAAAAAUAAAGUCUCCAUCUCAGAAAGAA
Molecule: messenger RNA, 2488 nt
Organism: Malaya genurostris
Lineage: Eukaryota; Metazoa; Arthropoda; Insecta; Diptera; Culicidae
Product: KH domain-containing, RNA-binding, signal transduction-associated protein 2-like
Exons: 4
Coding region: 256-1404 (382 amino acids)
Biological process (GO): regulation of alternative mRNA splicing, via spliceosome
Cellular component (GO): nucleus
Molecular function (GO): mRNA binding
Source: RefSeq, a predicted model, not a curated record